AUGCCUAAUACGGGAUCCGACACUUGUUCCUCUUCCCGUAAACAACGGAAGAAGAAGAGCAAACAGGUCAGUUUUGAGAGCCAAACAGGGACAAACUCUAGAGUCUAAUGAUGAAUGAAAAAAAGUUUAAAUUGGAGUAUAAAUUUUUUUAAAUUUCCUUCCAGGACUUGGUCGAAAAAUUGUAUUAGGACUCAAAAAAAAGUCUUUAUGAGUUUAACUGGUUAGAGCAACAGCCUUAAGAAAAUUUGGAUUGAUCUUUUUUCACUUUUUUCACACUUUUUAGGGACCGAAUAGGAAUCAACGUGAAAAGCAGCAUCUGAUGGAGAUAGCAUCAUCCAAAAAUCCUGCUGUGGGUAUGACAUUCAAGAACAUAGCUAUCAUGAAAUUUCAGACAAAAACGAACGCCAAAAAGACCAAAUUGAAGAAAUUUGAGUCGGUGGCAAUGUUCAGAUCAUUUUUGAAAGAGAUUCCGAAGUCGUCAACGCCGACGAGUUUGCCGCCCAGAAGAAGGGAUAAUAAAGAUGGUAUGGAGCGGACGAUGGAACGAACGGCGGUCGAGGAGAAAAGUGGGGACAAGAAGAAGAAAAUAAAGGCUGUUAGUCCCACGCCUGCGCCUUCUACCAUGACCAUCGUCGCGGUCAGUGGAAAGUUCUCAGAGGAAAACGAAUAAAACUGAAAUUACAGAACACGAACAUGGAAGUGACCGCCAAGGACUUCAAGAAGCCGCCGCCGGUCCAAGAGCCUGUAAGGCUUUUUUUUUGAGCUCAAAGUGUGCUCUGCUAAAUUUUAACUUCAAUGGUUUUUCCAUAGGAUCUCGUCCAUUGAUACUGAAAAAAAAAACAAAAUUUUUGUGUCAAUCUGGAAAUUCUGUAAAUCAUCUGACUUGAGCGUACUUUCAAAACGAAAGUCUAGUCUUUCUUUUUUCAGAACCUCGCCUUGGAAGUGACGGCAAAGAGUUAUCACGAAAAACGGGCGACGAAAUCGGAGGACAAGAAUAAGAACAAGAAGAAGAACAAGCCUCCUUCAAAGUCAGCUGAGGAAAAUAAGCAAGCAACGAAAAAGGUUUGAAGCCGUGACGCGUCGUCCCAUUCAUGCGUCGCGGAUUUUCAGAGCUCCGAAUGGGUGGGCGACAAGGUUGCGCGCAAAUUCAUCGAGAAUUUGGGUUUGUUUCCGGUAGAAUCGAAGUUGAAAUGAUUUUCUCGACUCAUAUUAUGCAGUUUUUUGGUUGAAAAUUUGAAGUUGUGAAAAAAAAAUUCGAAAAAGUUUGAGAAGAAGUUGUAGGCGCUUGAGCAUGAACGACUUCUAGAAAGAACGGCUUAUCAUUUUCAAUGGAAAAUCGAUUUUUCGAUAGUAAAUUAGCUCUCCAGUUUUAUGUCUUAUUUUGCGAAAUUUCAAAAAAAAACCCCCCCUUAAGUGUCUUCUCACCCUUACUAACACAGAUCACGCUCGCGCCGAAAAAGAGUACGACGAAAUCGACGACUCGAGUGUCCCGGACUCUAGUUGUACACAGUUUCUAGAAAACAUGGAUAAGAAUCAAGAUGAGGUGUACUCGAAAAAAGUUUCUUUUCGAAAGGACGCCUUCAGGAAGUUGAAUGUUUGGACGCAAAUCGAGUGGUCCUAGAAAAAUCGACGCCGACUCAAAGUGAUUACAUUCACGCCAGCCACAUCGUUCUGGAAAAUGUAGGGUUUCUUUUUAUCAUAUUUAACAAUUCUGUCACUUUGUCGUCCAGAAAAAAAAUUCAAUCUUUCAGUUCCCACGAAAAAUUAUUCUGACACAGCUGCCGAUUAUGACGAACCCAAUAAACCUUGAAGAUUUUUGGCGUCUCAUUUUCCAAGUCUCUUCUUUCCGUUUCGUGGUUUGACCCGAAUUUUAAUUUUUAGGAAAAGGUCUCUCUUCUGGAGAUUUUCGCCUCCAAUGACCAGGACGAAAAACAUUUCUCACAGUACUUUCCGAUUGAGAAAGACCAAUUCCAACAGCACGGCAGCAUGUGGAUCAACAACAAGCAAACGCAAUUGGGAACUCCGUCCGGAAAGCCGGCCCAUCUGUUCCGGCUGGAAGUUCUUCCGGUUGGCUGCGCCGAGGCGGUUUUCACCACGGUAAAAGACAAAAAAGAUUCUUCUAAAUGCUUAGCAGAUCUGCUCGUCGUUGUGUUUUUUUUAUCUGUAAAUUGGGGAAGAGCCAUUCAUUUAUUUAUAUUAUUCUUAUCAAUCUUUCCAAAUUAACUUUUCCAGGUAAUGGUGAACAUUAGUUGGCCUGACAAACGAGUCCCGACAAGCUUCAAGCAUAUCAUCUCGGCUGCCAGCGACGUCUUCACCGACAUUCUUGACGUCAGACGCUUUGUUGCUGUUCGAAUUUUACAGGUUUUUUUUUUACAGAAAGACACGGCGACCAUGUGCAGCUUGAAAGGCGCCGGCAGGACGGGCACGUUUUUGGCGAUCUCCGUAGCAAUGUACUAUUUUGUGCAAGGCGUUGAUGUCAAUGUACGUUGUUAAUGAGUUUAGAGUUUCAAUUAUUAUUAUUUUUUGUCAGAUCAAAGAAAUCGUGCUGAGUAUACGCAAACAGAGGCCGGGCGCCGUUGACAAUCUUCUCCAGUACUGCUACAUCUAUACAUGUGUCUCGACAUUCAUUCUGGUAACAUUUUGUUCAACUUCAUUUCUAUAAAAAUUUCACCUUCAGCAAAACACGAAGGAUGCGGAAAUUCGAAAAAAACUACGCACCAUCAUGAACACCUUCGUUACCCCAACACAAUGA
Molecule: messenger RNA, 2752 nt
Organism: Caenorhabditis auriculariae
Lineage: Eukaryota; Metazoa; Nematoda; Chromadorea; Rhabditida; Rhabditidae
Source: the annotation of a GenBank genome assembly